AUGACUAGAACAUGGAUGGUUUCUUCAACAGCCAUUGCACCCCGACGCUCUUUCUCUGCCUCAGUCUCUUGGCGCUCAGUUGAGACAAAUACCCCCAGCAGCCAUCACAGCCAAGGCUCACAGGAUAAUACUACAGCUUUUAAUGCCAAGAGAAACCCAGAGGCAAUUCUUAAGAAGGCUUUGACAUUUGUGCCAGAGUAUGGUUGGACAACUACCUCUAUCACCAAGGCUGCAGAAUCCUUGGGUUAUCCUGCUAUUGUCCAUGGCAUGUUCCCUAACGGAGGUGCAGAUUUGAUUAACUAUUUCUUGGAGGACUGCCUCAAUCGUCUUCCUCUUGAGCUGGAGGGUAGAAUGGAAGGAUUGGGAACGCAGGAAAAGAUAAAAUUGGGGACGCUGACAAGACUUGGAAUGAUCGCUCCCUAUAUUGACCGUUGGCAUGAAGCCUUAGCUAUCAUGGGUCAGCCCAGCAACAUCUCUAUGUCCCUGACUCAUUUAGGAAAAAUUGUCGAUGAAAUCUGGCAUCUUGCUGGUGACAAAAGUGCAGAUAUGAACUGGUACACCAAGAGAGCAUCUCUUGCUGGAAUCUACACAACAACAGAGCUGUACAUGACGACAGAUAAGACACCCAACUACGAGGCUACUCAGAAAUUCCUGGAUCGCCGUUUUGAGGAUGCUGCAACGUUAGGAAAGGCAACAAAUGAAGUAUUACAGAUCGCAGAAUUUGGCCUCAAAUCCGUCGUUGGUAUUAUCUCUUCUGGCAUCGCUUCUGAUAGACAGAUCUAA
This is a messenger RNA of Lobosporangium transversale, 783 nucleotides long. RefSeq names its product COQ9-domain-containing protein. Gene Ontology annotation, cellular component: mitochondrial inner membrane. The transcript is spliced from 4 exons. Gene Ontology annotation, biological process: ubiquinone biosynthetic process. The coding region runs from base 1 to 783 and encodes 260 amino acids. Gene Ontology annotation, molecular function: lipid binding. Lineage: Eukaryota; Fungi; Mortierellomycota; Mortierellomycetes; Mortierellales; Mortierellaceae. The record is from RefSeq and is a predicted model, not a curated record.